AUGGCAUCACCCUCUCCUGUGCCUUGGUCGCAAGAGAAGCAGCGUCAGUUACUCUCGCGCGACGAUUACAUCGACCUGCGCAAUUUCCAGGACCAGCAGCUGAACGCCGAGUUCGCGUCCGUUCGAUGUUCUAUCGACCUCGUGCGGCAGGAGCUCAAAAACGAUAUCGGCCUCGUCAAGCAAGAGCUCAAAAAAGACAUUGGUUCUGUCAAACAGGAGCUUAAAGAAUUCAAGGACGACGUCAAGGUCCAGACCCAGCGCCUCGAAGCCCAGAACCAGCGUCUCGAAGCCCAGAUCCGUCAAUCCCAUGCCUACAUGCGGAACAACGCCUUAAAGAAUCCAUCUCUCCCCAUCCGCCCUGUCGUUGUGUAUCGCCCUGAAAAAGGCAUUCUCGAACCCGAACUUUCACAAUUUCCUCGAAAUGCGAACGAGUUCUAUUCCUUAAGGGAACCUCGAACGGAUCGGCACCGGUCUAUGUUAGCGUAUCUCGCUGUUUUCUACGAUGUUCGACUCAGAACUGCAGACUAUCCUUCAGAAGAUGAUGCUAGCGACGACGAAACAUUCCUUGACCGUCCCGAUAUUGUUGUUGAGAAGCUGGAGGACAUACUUGGCUUGAACGAAGAUAGAUUUGACAAGUUUAGGGAAAGGGCACGCCAAUUAGCAACGCAGUCCCCCUCGAAACCUAUCAAACGCUCGCAAAUUUUCCUCCCCGACGCGAAAUCGAUCCCUAGUCCACGCCGGCAGAAACUUGAGCUGCGUCCGACCGACGCCGGAGAUGAAAGGCUACUCAUUCACGACACCGGAGGCCGUCAGAGUCCCACAAGCGUCUCUUCAGAGGGCUUGACCAAUGCCCGUCUCGGAUGGGGGACCCGCUCAACCCCGUCCUCGCGACGACUCCGAAUACGCUGUUCUCAAGAACCCGAGCAUGUGCCUGUUGCACCCGGAUCCCAGCCUGAGGUACCGAAGUCUGAGACUGAGGCGACAGUUAGCGAUAGCCAGACACAUGCAUUCACGAGCUCACGGGAACAUUAG
This is a messenger RNA of Colletotrichum orchidophilum, 1032 nucleotides long. RefSeq lists its product as uncharacterized. The coding region runs from base 1 to 1032 and encodes 343 amino acids. The transcript has a single exon. The record is from RefSeq and is a predicted model, not a curated record. NCBI's taxonomy places the organism in Eukaryota, Fungi, Ascomycota, Sordariomycetes, Glomerellales, Glomerellaceae.